AUCGAAAGAUCUUCAGAGUUUAUACAAGUGCGCCCCAAGUCUAAAGGACACGCACCGCCACCCCAGUUCCAGUGCAUCCGCUCUAUCACGGCACAGUGGAACUCCGAAGACAUCAAACGAAGCCCAACGUCACCAGCGAACGUAUCCCAUCCGGCCGGAUUAAAGGAUAUCAUAUGCGGAAGCCCCAAUCUGCAGACUUUCAAGCUCCUCGCACAUCAGCCUUCGCAAGACUAUUGGGAUUUCAGUCCGCGCUACAUUGAUGGGAUGGUUCAUCUCAAGGAAGGUGACAUGCUGCCAAGAUUAGAGCACCUCCACCUUUACAAAAUAGCAUUUUGCCCUAGUCAAAGUGCACUGUGGUCGGCUAACCUCCAGUGGGAAUUGCUAAAGUCCUUAUCGUUGGUGAAUGUUGAUUGGACGCACCUACUCCCGAAGAUCACAGGUCGUCUUGACAACCUCGAGUCACUUGAGAUGGCAAUGUGCGACUGUUCUCCUCACUCAUGGUAUCACAACUUGCCACAAUUAGCUUCUGCCCAUGAAUAUAAGAAUCGUGCGCGCCCGUUACAGUCCUUUUUGGGGGCUCUGCCUCCGCUAAGGAAGUUCAUUGGCUAUGACCUUCCCCAAGAAACAAUAUCGGUUUUGACAAAGCACCAUGGAAACUCCCUGCAGCACCUGAGAUUCCGGAGCCCUGGUAGAAUGCACCUGGAUGUGCAAAACCCCCACAAUGCUUUUCCGCCGAGCAUUGCGAACUUGGAUGACUUGCCCACCCGGUUUCCGCACCUGCGGUCUCUAGGGUUGGACAUUGAUUGGGAGGACACGAAGCACAUGGCGGACGAUAUCAUUGCGCCAUUUCGUCAAUUCAGCCAUCUGUGGCAUCUAGAGAUAAAUCUCCCGGACAUUAGCCAUGAGUGCAAACUAUGGCGUUGCUACCAACUCAGCGAUUAUGAAUGCAAGAUGAUUAUUCAGUCAAUCCAUUCGAGUGUCCCCGGAAUUAUCUCUAUCCACCUCAAACUGGGAGAAUGGGAGGUAUUCAAGCAUUCCCCACGUCAUAGGAUUCCAGAUGAGAGACCAAUGUAUAUUGGUGAAGUUGGUAGCUCUGGCUAUGUUCGCGUUAACAAGAUCUUGUCUCCGGCACAUGAGAGCGGCCCUUUUCGACCCCGCAUUCAAUCCGGCGAUUUAUAUCGAAGUGGUUUAGCAUCAAGGGCAAUCAAAGCUCCGGGACUCAUGGAUGAUGAUCGAUCAUCAGUUUUGGGGUAUGAUAUGGGCUGGGGGAUCAUUCCAUGAUGUGCUCGAACACUACCCCACAGUUUAUUUAGAUUCCUU
Molecule: messenger RNA, 1320 nt
Organism: Aspergillus heteromorphus CBS 117.55
Lineage: Eukaryota; Fungi; Ascomycota; Eurotiomycetes; Eurotiales; Aspergillaceae
Exons: 3
Coding region: 265-1281 (338 amino acids)
Source: RefSeq, a predicted model, not a curated record